This is a messenger RNA of Lactuca saligna, 1455 nucleotides long. Lineage: Eukaryota; Viridiplantae; Streptophyta; Magnoliopsida; Asterales; Asteraceae. The record is from the annotation of a GenBank genome assembly.
AUGGUGAAAAUCUGUUGUAUCGGAGCUGGGUAUGUCGGAGGUCCAACCAUGGCUGUCAUAGCAUUAAAAUGCCCGUCAAUCGAAGUGGCUGUUGUCGACAUCUCCGUGCCUAGAAUCACAGCAUGGAACAGUGAAAAACUCCCUAUCUACGAACCUGGACUCGACGACGUCGUAAAGAAAUGCAGAGGCAAGAAUCUUUUCUUCAGUAACGAAGUUGAAAAGAAUGUCGCACAAGCAGAUAUAGUCUUCGUCUCCGUCAAUACUCCAACUAAAAGUUCAGGACUUGGUGCCGGAAAAGCCGCCGACCUCACGUACUGGGAAAGCGCUGCACGUAUGAUCGCCGACGUAUCAAAAUCAUCCAAAAUCGUAGUUGAAAAGUCAACAGUUCCAGUUAAAACAGCAGAAGCCAUAGAAAAGAUUCUCACCCACAACAAUAAAGGCAUCGAAUUUCAAAUCCUCUCAAACCCGGAAUUCCUCGCUGAAGGUACUGCAAUCGCCGACUUAUUUGACCCCGAUCGUGUCCUUAUCGGAGGUAGAGAAGAAACUCCGGGAGGGUUAAAAGCCAUUAAAACAUUAAAAGAUGUUUACGCUCAUUGGGUCCCAGAAGAACGAAUCAUCUGUACUAAUCUUUGGUCUGCUGAGCUUUCCAAACUCGCUGCUAACGCUUUUUUAGCACAAAGAAUCUCUUCUGUUAACUCAAUCUCAGCUCUAUGUGAAGCAACAGGUGCGAAUGUUACCCAAGUUUCUUAUUCCGUAGGUAAAGAUCAAAGAAUCGGGUCAAAGUUUCUAAGCGCGAGUGUGGGGUUUGGUGGGUCUUGUUUUCAAAAAGACAUCUUGAAUUUAGUUUACAUUUGCGAAUGCAAUGGUCUCCCCGAAGUCGCAAACUACUGGAAACAAGUUAUAAAGAUUAAUGAUUACCAAAAGAAUCGAUUUGUGAACAGACUUGUGUCUUCCAUGUUUAACACGGUGUCAGGAAAAAAGAUUGCGAUUUUAGGGUUUUCUUUCAAGAAAGACACCGGUGACACGAGGGAAACUCCGGCGAUUGAUGUGUGUAGAGGUUUGUUAUCGGAUAGAGCUCAGUUGAUUGUAUAUGAUCCUCAGGUUCCAGAAGAGCAAAUGAUGAAGGAUCUUUCGAUGCCGAAGUUUGACUGGGAUCAACCUUCAGGGUCGACAACGAUUCAGAUAGAUGAAGAGACUGUUAGGAAAAGUGUUAAAAUGGUUCAUAAUGCUUAUGAAGCUACAAAGGAUGCUCAUGCGAUUUGUAUUCUUACUGAGUGGGAUGAGUUUAAGAGUCUUGAUUAUAAGAAGAUUUUUGAUAAUAUGCCGAAACCAGCUUAUGUUUUUGAUGGUAGGAAUGUUGUAGAUGUGGGUAAGUUAAGGCAGAUUGGGUUUAUUGUUUACUCGAUUGGGAAGCCGUUGGACCCAUGGUUGAAGGACAUGCCUGCCGUUGCUUGA